CGGCCAUUUCGUUUUUGUCUUCACCCCAAUAAAGUUGAUAGACCUACAAGUAAGCAUUUUCGGUUGGAUUAUGUGGGAAAUAAAUGGUGUUUAAUUUAAUCAGCAUGCGCCAUACCACAGUCAGAGUUUUGAUAUAUGCUAAAAGCUAGCUAAAAGUGUAAAAAUCCAAGUGAUGGGUUGUAUCUUUCGUAAAAAUCAAUUGUCCCUUUGGGGGACACCACGUGUUCCAAAAUGGCGACUAUAUGUAGUAGGGUUAACACCUUUACUUUAUUUUGCGGUAGUCACUAUGAGACUUGCGGCUAAAGAUUAGAAUGGCGGACGAAGCUCCAGCCCGUAGUGGAUUCCGUGGCGGAUUUGGCUCUCGUGGUGGUCGUGGUGGACGCGGUCGUGGCCGUGGACGCUGGGCCCGUGGACGUGGAAAGGAGGACUCCAAGGAGUGGGUGCCAGUGACCAAGCUGGGACGCCUGGUGCGCGAGGGCAAGAUCAAGUCUUUGGAGGAGAUCUACCUGUACUCGCUUCCCAUCAAAGAGUUCGAGAUCAUCGACUUCUUCCUGGGAUCCUCGCUGAAGGAUGAGGUGCUGAAGAUCAUGCCCGUCCAGAAGCAGACCCGUGCUGGUCAGCGUACCCGUUUCAAGGCCUUCGUUGCCAUCGGCGACAACAAUGGCCACAUUGGUCUGGGCGUUAAGUGCAGCAAGGAAGUGGCCACCGCCAUCCGUGGUGCCAUCAUUCUGGCCAAGCUCUCCGUGGUGCCCGUGCGCCGUGGCUACUGGGGCAACAAGAUCGGCAAGCCCCACACCGUGCCCUGCAAGGUCACCGGCAAGUGCGGUUCCGUCUCCGUGCGCCUCAUCCCCGCUCCCCGUGGUACUGGCAUUGUCUCGGCCCCCGUGCCCAAGAAGCUGCUGACCAUGGCCGGUAUUGAGGAUUGCUACACCUCGGCCCGUGGCUCCACUGGAACCCUCGGCAACUUCGCCAAGGCUACAUAUGCCGCCAUCGCCAAGACGUACGCGUACUUGACCCCCGAUCUGUGGAAGGAGAUGCCUCUGGGCUCCACUCCUUACCAGGCAUACUCGGACUUCCUGUCCAAGCCCACUCCUCGUCUGCACGCCGAUGCCUAAGUGAACACUUUCGAGGCCAAUCAAUCCAGAGUUUUUGAAUAAAGUCAUAAACUUUUAAAUGU
Molecule: messenger RNA, 1177 nt
Organism: Drosophila melanogaster (fruit fly)
Lineage: Eukaryota; Metazoa; Arthropoda; Insecta; Diptera; Drosophilidae
Gene: RpS2
Product: ribosomal protein S2
Exons: 2
Coding region: 312-1115 (267 amino acids)
Biological process (GO): translation
Cellular component (GO): ribonucleoprotein complex; ribosome; small ribosomal subunit
Molecular function (GO): RNA binding; structural constituent of ribosome
Source: RefSeq, marked reviewed